Mesitornis unicolor (brown roatelo) is the source of this 229-nucleotide messenger RNA. RefSeq names its product RING finger protein 121-like. NCBI's taxonomy places the organism in Eukaryota, Metazoa, Chordata, Aves, Mesitornithiformes, Mesitornithidae. The annotation marks the transcript as partial. The transcript has 2 exons. Gene Ontology annotation, molecular function: ubiquitin protein ligase activity; metal ion binding. Gene Ontology annotation, cellular component: endoplasmic reticulum membrane; Golgi membrane. The record is from RefSeq and is a predicted model, not a curated record.
GCUGGUUUAUAAAUGGUUUCUACUAAUAUACAAGAUCAGCUACGCCACCGGCAUUGUGGGCUACAUGGCUGUGAUGUUCACCCUUUUCGGGCUCAAUUUUCUCUUCCGGAUCAAACCCGAAGACGCCAUGGAUUUUGGCAUCUCCCUCCUCUUUUAUGGCCUCUACUACGGGGUGCUGGAGCGGGACUUUGCCGAAAUGUGUGCGGAUUACAUGGCCUCCACCAUCGGG